AUGGAGAAGCAAUUUCAAAGUGCUUACACAACGGCAAAAUUUAAAGAACUUCAGCAAGAGUUAAUAGGAAAGAUUUAUUGUAAUUUGUCUUCAUGUAAGGAAGGUGCUACCAUUUCAGAAUAUGCAAUAGGUGAAGAUAUAUCAACUGGAGAAAGCCACCGGCGUGCAAUUUUUUAUGUUUUGUUUAAUGAGGUUACCAGUGAAGUUAAUUGUAAUUGCCGGUUGUUUGAGUAUAGAGGAAUAUUGUGCAAACAUCAAAUUGUGGUGUUGAUUCAGAGGAUGAUUUAUCAAGUACCAAACAAGUACAUCUUAAAAAGAUGGAGUAAAACUGUCAAAAGGAGCCACACUAAGAUUCAGAUCUGUUAUGACAAUUGGUUUGUCAAACCUGAAGCACGCCGCUUUGAUAAAAUGUGCAAUGCCUUUCAUGAAGUUGCUGAUUUGGCAACUGAUACUGAAGAUAGAUGUGAGAUGGUGAUGACGUGGAUACACAAAUUAAAUGGGGAGUUGAAAGAAGCGGAAGAUGUUUGUGGAACCAAUAAGCCUAUUUCUGGAGGGCAAGUUAUGAAUUGA
Messenger RNA from Camellia sinensis, 570 nucleotides. The record is from RefSeq and is a predicted model, not a curated record. Lineage: Eukaryota; Viridiplantae; Streptophyta; Magnoliopsida; Ericales; Theaceae.